AUGGCACAACUUCGUCACUGCCCCUCCGAAUUACUCGAUCUUAUAAUCGAAUACCUCAUUCUAAGAAUUGGCAUCGCAAAGGCAGUGCGGUUACGCAACGUGGGUAGGGCUUUCAACGUGGCUAUUCUUGAUGCCAUUAUUGUUCGUCAAGUUGUUGACAGCCUUGACCCUGCUACUCCAUCAUUGUGGUGGCUCAUGUCAUCUGAUCUACGGGCGAAGAUUGCUGUGGUCAAAUCAUGCUCAACGGAAGUGGCGAGGACCGAUGGCCUGUUUGCCAUUGCGCGUGUCAAUCAGAUGCUGGACAAGUUGACAAGUGAAACCGAUGAAAACCUCUUGAGGAAGCGGCACGAAGCAGUGGCCGAGGUGGUCAACCCCUGUUGUUCUGGUUACGGCUCGCCAGAUAAAACCUACGAUGCUAAACUGGAGGCUCAGAACAUCCUUAGCGGCGCCAUUAUCAUUGGCAAUAUGCCUGUGGUCAAGUCAUUGCUGACAGGUAGCCAGGACGUCCCGACGCCCCUGGUAAAUGUGAAUGGUACCACUUCAUACUUUGGAAGACCACUGGUCCUGGCCGCAGGCUGUGGCCACAUACAAGUUGUACGAUAUCUGCUGAAUCAUGGCGCUCGGCCAGACAUAAUCAGCGGCUAUUCGCUGCAUGAAACGGAGAUUGAUCGUGAGAACAGUGACUGGGAGCCGGCUCUCGAUACUGCUCUUCUCCUCGCGUCUUCUGGAAAUCGGCACCCAGCUACAGCACCCAGUGCACUUCGAGCUGCUGUCUUAGGAGGCUAUAUAGACAUAGUUCGCCUUCUGCUGCUACCGGAAUACAGAUUAUCACCUUCAAAAAUGGAGUACCUGGCUGCGAUCGUGGCAGCUGCAAGGGUGAGCGUCGACCUCAUCCAAAUGCUAGUGCAGGCGGGCGAGAGAAGCUUCUUAGACAUUUGCGGGCUAGGACAAGAAAUGAUUUGGGAAGCAAUACGGUAUGACAGAAAAGACGUCGUACAGAUGCUUCUAGACACAGGUGCAGCUGAUGUCAACCAGCUAGCAGAAUCGUAUCAUAGCCGUAUAACCUGUUCACUGCAAUAUGCUGCGUCCCUGGGGAACAUUGGCAUGAUACGCUUUCUUUUGGAGCGAGGAGCAAACAUCCACCUUCCUGAAUUCGCCGGCGGGCACUCGCCAGUUGAAGGAGCUGCAAUAAGCGGUCACGAGGAAGCCGUUGAAAUCCUACUUGAACAUGGAGCCAACCCCGAUGAGGCCCUUCGCGGCGCUGCCCGCGGGGGUGAACCGCGUGUGGUCAAAUGGCUCCUGGACAGAUUUCCAGACCUUCUCCAUCAGGAGAACGGUGAUGUAGGUAGGAGAGCACUCUUUUACGCCGUGGGUUGUAGAAAUCUGACAUCUCUCACCAUCUUGGUUAAACACGGCGCUGCCCUCAACGAUGGCUACGCGUACCCCAGCGAACUCCCAAUCAAUUUGGCAAAAGAUGGUUUCGGAUCCUGGGUUGUCCGUCAUCUGCUUUCUCUUGGUGCUGAAGACACAGACACCGAGACUCUCCAGGAGAGAGAGUUCACCGGAAUGGGGUUCAUACGCACCAGCGAGCGUACGUGGGAAUGGCUGGGGAAGUAUUAG
Pochonia chlamydosporia 170 is the source of this 1620-nucleotide messenger RNA. Its product is annotated as F-box domain and ankyrin repeat protein. Gene Ontology annotation, molecular function: protein binding. Gene Ontology annotation, cellular component: nucleus; cytoplasm. The record is from RefSeq and is a predicted model, not a curated record. Bases 1 to 1620 code for a protein of 539 amino acids. The transcript has a single exon. Lineage: Eukaryota; Fungi; Ascomycota; Sordariomycetes; Hypocreales; Clavicipitaceae.